CAUGCUGGAGAGGUUCUUUCAGCUUUAAGAUCAAAAGGCAAAAACAAACUCUUUGACGAGAAAGGUGUCUUUGGGUGAGUAUGCAGACAUGACUUUCCCAAAGGAUUCCAUGACAUAAAGCAUGGUGAAAGAAUAUCAUACUCUGUUUAUGAGCUUAAGAGGCUUAGAAGUCUUAAUGAGAGCACCAGAAACAGAGUAAUCAUCAUGUAUGACAUUGCUUGUCUAUUAGCACACCAUUUGAAGUGUUCAUCUCAGGAAAGCCUCUUGGAAGGUGUUGAUGUUGCCAUACCCAUAUUCCAUUCCUAUGGGCACAAGGCAUCAUGCCAGAUCCAGUACAGUCCAAGAAGGAUCAAGGGAACUGGAUUGACAGAUGGUGAAGGGGUGGAAAGGUUAUGGUCCUUUCUGCGAAGGUUUUCCUCUGUCACUAAAGAAAUGAGUGCUCACAAAAGGACAGAUGUUUUGACUGAUGGGCUUCUUCACUAUGCCCAACAUUUGUAUCACAAAUUUGGUGUUACUCUAAAAGCAAAGUUUGCAAGGGCAGAAAUUCUUCUACAGGAUGUCAGUGCAAAGCUUAAGGAACUCACUGAAAAACUUCCAGAUUGUGAUGAUGAUGUGAUACAAGAGUGGCAAAAGGAAGAAGUUGAAGCACUGAAACCAAAAGAACACGGAUUAAUACUGCAGUGGGACGAAUCAUAUGUCAGCUUGCUCCUCAUGUCUAAAAAACUCAGAAAUGAAUUGAGCUGUGUACAAGAUGAAGAUCAAGGGAAAGUAAAAGAUGUUGAAAAGAAAAUCAAACGGAACGAGAAGGCCAUAGUAGCCAUGGAAAAGAAGCAUCACAUCAGAGAAAGAUGGUCCGAUCUGUCUCGUGUGUUUGUAACCGUUAAGUUACGUCUCUACGAGAAGAGAAAGAGCGAACUCUUGUUGAGUUUACAUUGCAUGGCAUCCGAAAGAUGUUUCUUGGUGGAAUUGAAGCGAAAAUAUGCUGAUGGCCAAGCAAUUGCCAUAAAGCUCGCAAAGCAGAUCGACAAAGUCGUCAAGUCCAUUCACAAAACUUUGUCCGAAAUAAAUGGGUAUCUUCCCAAUGAUGUACCCCAAAUUCUUUAUGACGAUGCUAAGGAUCCUAAGAGCAGCAUUUACUCUGAAGUCCAAGAGGAAGGGGACACCGUUCCUGCUCUUGUUAGGAGGCAGAUAAUUGACCUUUUCUGCUUACACAACAGGUGUCAGGAAGAGCUUGAACUGUUGAAGGAGGAAAUGAAUCGCCCUGUCUCUUUUCUCCAAAACGAAAUCAGGCUUAUAGACGAAUCAGUGGAUGCGUAUCUGCCUUACACUGAUAACCCUCUUAAUGCAGGAGUGAUAGCUUGUCUUAAAAAGAAACGGAUGAUUCAUUGUAAUCACAUUUCCUCGCUGCUGCUUUUAUGGGGUGGUAUCUUGGAUUCCCCUAAACCUAUUGCUCAUGCUGAGGUAGCAAAAACCUAUGCUAAUUUGAGUGGUAUCGACUAUCCUCUAGAUGACGAGAAAUCAGACGAAUCGAUGAUGGAGGAAGUUGUGGACGAUGAGGCCUUUGUGUUGGAACUGACAUCAGACAGCGAAUUAUCCGAUAAUGAAUAAAACUCAUUUUGUCGCUGGCGCUUGCCAAAACCAUACAGAAACAGCCUCUGUUUUGUUUAUGUGCGCGUGCCAAUAGCGGGUAAACUUCUCGGAAAACCCAACAAAUAUCAAUACAUUGUGUAGGAUUAUACUGACUGGCCAAGCAUCACAAUAUGUUUUAAUAAAUUCUCACCGAUGGCAAAUUUCAUCUCGGUGGUGAUUUGUAGCAGUUUUUACGUUAUUAGGAUUAUACGUAGCAUGUGUAGACGGCGUAUUUUAUAUGCUGAUCGGUGCCGAAGCCCCCUCAACGGACACUCGUAAGUGGACAGCUGUACUUACCCACCUAGUCAAAACUCCAUUUUAUUAGACUCCCAUACAAACUCUGUAUUCUGAUAUUAUUAAAAAUCAUGUUUGUAUGGAUUGGAGUUCACUGGAGGUACAAUUGUAGGCGUGGAACAGAUGUCGGACCAUGAGUCACCGUUAUCAAUUUUGAGAGGUCCACCA
Messenger RNA from Pocillopora verrucosa, 2091 nucleotides. Lineage: Eukaryota; Metazoa; Cnidaria; Anthozoa; Scleractinia; Pocilloporidae. The record is from RefSeq and is a predicted model, not a curated record.